This is a messenger RNA of Ceraceosorus bombacis, 2329 nucleotides long. The record is from the annotation of a GenBank genome assembly. NCBI's taxonomy places the organism in Eukaryota, Fungi, Basidiomycota, Exobasidiomycetes, Ceraceosorales, Ceraceosoraceae.
AUGAGGGUGGCUGUUCAGGGUUGCUCGCACGGAGCACUAGACUCCAUCUACGCUUCCAUCCGCUCCCUCGACGCCCAGGCCAAAAAGCGCACCGAUCUCGUCCUCCUCUGCGGCGAUUUCCAAGCGCUGCGAAAUGUUGCAGACCUAGAGACGAUUGCUGUGCCAGACAAGUACAAGCAGCUCGGCGACUUUGUUCACUACUACACCGGUCUCAAACAGGCCGAGUAUCUCACUCUCGUCGUUGGUGGCAAUCAUGAGGCGAGCGCAUACAUGUGGGAACUGUGAGUCGCAUCUUGGCCUACGCCGAUGCGGGGACUGGAUCUGACGCUCGGUGUGACACCCUCUGCCUUGUCAAGCUAUCACGGAGGAUGGCUAGCGCCCAACAUCUACUAUCUAGGUGCAGCAGGAAGCGUGCAAGUUGGAGGUCUCGAUAUCAGCGGUAUCAGCGGCAUCUACAAAUCCCACGACUAUAGAGCGCCAAGGUACGAGAGGCUGCCGUACGAUCGGUCAACUGUGCGCAGCACCUAUCAUACAAGGCAGUACGACGUCAUGCGGCUUGGACUUGUAAGUAGGCCUUUGUGCCCAGCGAAAGCGGAGCACAUCGCAUUGACCAGAGAAGCAGGCAUCCUUGGCUCAUGCCGCAUCCCUGUUGAAUGCCUUUGAAUUUCCUCUCAGCUUUAUCCCCGGCUCUCACCGAACAUCUUCCUAUCGCACGACUGGCCAAACACGAUAGAACAGCAUGGCGAUACUGAUUGGCUCAAGCGGAAAAAGCCCUUCUUCACAGACGAGAUCAACAGCUCGACUUUGGGAAACCCGCCGCUCAUGGAUUUGCUGCAGAGGCUCAAGCCGCAAUACUGGUUCGCUGCUCAUCUGCACGUCAGAUUCGCCGCGCUGUACAAGCACGAUGGACAAGCUACGAGAUUGCAGGACAAAAAGAGAGCUAGCAAGGAGAGCGGAUCGGCGGAAAAGUUGGACUCGGGCGUCGUCGGUAGCGAGGUGUCCGGAGCGGUGGACGAAGCAGUAGACGAGAGUGUAGACAGAGCGGCAGAGGUGCCCAGCAGCGAACAGAUUGAUAUCGAGUUGAGCGACGAAGAGACCGCUCCAGCUCGACCUGCAGACGAGGACAUCGACGAAGAUCCUCCGCACCAGCACGACACAGUCGUCGACGCUCAAGGUGCAGAGCCGUUAGCGAGCACUUCGUGGGCCAGGGCAGCGUAUGGAAGUAGCGCGACCAAAUUUCUGGCUCUCAGCAAGUGUCUGGCGGGACAGGAUUUCCUUCAGGUCAGUGUGCGAAGAUGAAUCGGCAAGCUUCGAUGCAACGUCUGACCAGCUGACGUUUUCUCUUGCCGGCUUGCUUCUUCCCCCUCUAUUAUCAGAUUUUGGAGGUCGAAGCGCCUUUUGAUGUUGACGAGGAAUAUGCCAUGUCUGUUCCUAUGCAUCCUAGUACAGCUUCGCACGCACGCGCCUCAGAGCCGCGCGAGGCUGGCCAUGAUGUGUCGCAACUCGAGGAUAGCAGCGCACAAUCACCCCUUUCGGAGUCUGCACACCAGACCCAGCGUCUGCCGACCUUCAGAUACAUUCCGCGUUGGCUCGCCAUAACACGAGCGACGCAUUCUCUGCUCUGUCUGGCGAGGAACCAACGUCCGCCCUUGCCGCAUCGACUAUCGGACGACGCAGAGCUUCAACGUCUCGUUGAAGAGGAGGAACGGUGGGUAAAGGAGCACUUGUUGAGCGCAAAGGAGAAAGGCGGCGAGGCGGGAGGGCUGGAUAGGCACCCGUUGGCUAUUGCGAGCGUGCAGACAUUCGUCAAGACUGCACCAGGCAUCGAUGUGCCUGAAGGUGCCCGACCGGGUCCGCGUGAGUAAGACGUUGCCGUGACGCGUGCUCGUCGAGCUGCAAAACUUAUCAGAUCAUCGACGGCGGGUCUACCUCCCCAUCUCCGUUUGCGUGUCCCGCUCUUCCUCAAGCUUCUUGGUAUACCAAUCCACAAACGCAGGCUCUGUGUGACUGGCUGCAGAUCCCAAACAAGAUCAACCCCUCUCCGAGCGCAGCGUUUGCGGCGCCCAGCUCAGACGGAAGCGCAAGCACCAGCUCGGGCACGCUGCCUUCAAGACCGUCCUUGCGAAUGGGACAGUCGCAAGAUGCGCUGAUCAGGAUGGGAGCUUUCGAGCCUGCUCCUUCUCACGAAACCUUCGCCCAGCUCGUGGACCGUGGUGAUGAAGGGACGAUGAAGGAUGCGCAAGAAGCUCGUAUCAAAGAGGAAGAGGGAGAGAUUGCGCGCAUACAAGAAGCUGCUAGAGCUGCCAUGAGCCGCAGUCAGAAGCAAUAG